Messenger RNA from Drosophila ficusphila, 2164 nucleotides. RefSeq lists its product as uncharacterized. Bases 136 to 1896 code for a protein of 586 amino acids. The record is from RefSeq and is a predicted model, not a curated record. The transcript is spliced from 7 exons. Gene Ontology annotation, molecular function: protein binding. NCBI's taxonomy places the organism in Eukaryota, Metazoa, Arthropoda, Insecta, Diptera, Drosophilidae.
AACCGUUACUAAAGGUUCAUGGUAUUUCUUUCUUGGUUUAUUUUCUAACAAAAGGUUAACAUAAGUUAAAUUGUAAGCAAUAACGUUUGUCUAAACUAUCGGAGUAUUAUUUAUGUGUUUAAUGUUGCCGCUAAGAUGGACUUGGAUUUGAACGGUAACAACGUCCUAGAUUCCUGCUGGAAAGUUGGCCGAUUCAAGAACCGUUCGUCGGCUUUCGCUCAAUUCGAUCGGAAUGAGCUCAAAGCAGUAAAUAUUUCCUCUUGCUGGUACGAAACAUACAUAUGCGUUUUACAUAUCCGAGUUACCCAUAAAAUUUUUGUGAAAUUUAUUAGCAAGCAAAUAACUGAUUUAAUAGAGGUAAACGCAGAACGGUUACGUGUAUCAAUACCCUUCGCAACAAGGAGUAAGCAAAAUGUGAGCUUUAAGGAAAUUUCAUGCUUGGUAUACGGGGCCACCGAGAUUUAUAGGUUUCAGGUGGACAUUCUUUUAGGGGACACGAAAUAUUUGCUGGAUCAAAUGAAACACACAAACUUCGACUUUGUUCUGUCAACGAGCAAUUCAGUAAAGGUCGAGGAAGUAGAGGUCAAAUUUAAUCGGAAACGAAAGCGCGUCAUUACUAAGAAAUCAAAAGUAACCCUUGCCAAGCUUCCCAGAUUACAGGAGCCGGAACUCUUAAAUGAAUCCGUUCAGGUUUACUACAAAAACAUGCUAUCUGAGUGCCAGAUGUGGGAGUCGGAAUGUACACAGCAAGUGAUAGACGAGUUCCACGAGGAACAGUACAUUGAAAUUCCUCGCAACUGUACGCAAGCAAGUUCAUAUCACGACAUAACCUUAACCGAAGAAAUAGAAAUCAUAGAGGAUCGGAGCAUCAUCAUGCCCUCCGAAGGUUUUGGAGAAAGUGAUGAAUUGGACCUAACCAUUUUUGAAGAACUUUAUCCCAAAGGCGAGCAAAGGAAGUCCUUUAAGCGAAGCCUAACAGCCCAGGAUCCAUCUGACAUUUUACCAGAGAAAAUGCCAAGAUUGGAUGAAUCAAACAUAUUCCAAGCUGAUAAUGCUAUUAUGGCUCAAAUCUUUCCCAAUAACAUUGAUUCAGUUUGUGAUCCAGCGUUGCCGUCAAUUUCACCCACUUCGGUCAAAAAUUCAUUUAGUCAGCCAAAGAAUCUUCGUAAAAAAAAACUUAUAAUUGACAAGCAUAUUAAGUAUACUCGAAAGCAGUUGAUGAAGCACAGAUGCAAAUAUCUAAAGGAAUAUAUGGAUAGGGUUGUUGUACCACAGAAACCAUCCUUUGGAAAAACGCCAAAUGAACUAUUAUGUAAACUAAAUAAGAUUAAUAUUUUUCCAGAUAUAACUCAGCAUUCGGUCUUGGAUUUAAAUGCAGAAGAGUUGGAAUGCGAAUCGGAAAUCACACUGAGAGCUAUAUUCGGCUCCGAGUUUACAGAGAACCUAGCCAAGGAAAUUUUUUUUCUAGAAAAGGUGUUAAGGAAGUCAAAAAAUCAAAAUGUAUACAACAAUCAAGCUGGGCCACUUGAAUUGGAAGACAUUUUACCAGUUCCGGUACCCAACGUUAGUUUAGAGACAAAAAGCAAUAAUAAUAAUUUGUACAACAAAAGUGUUGAUUGUGAGAACAAACAUUUUGAUACCCACAGUGUAAUGAUGGAUCUCUUAAACAUUUGGCGCAGUUAUCCCGAAAUCAAGGGGAUCGAUGGAAAUGAUUUUAUCAAAUCGUAUGCAGAUCGCAUCAAGGCUUCGCUAGCCUUCGUUAAUUUGUUGUAUCUCGUGAGGGACAACUUUAUUGAGAUCUCAAAGCGGACUAACUCCAUUGAAAUGCACCAAAUAACUUUAGGCAAGGAGUCCGCUAAGCUCAUAGAAAAUGUAAUGCAGGAAGAGCUUUCUUAAUAUUUUAAAAUUAAGAAAAACUGUUUCAUGGAUAUUUUUUUAGACCGUUUAGUCCACAUCUUGUUGAAUUGUUGUUCGCCUCAAAGGCUGUUCACUUUGUUAAUUUGAGAAACUGUGCAAUUCUCAAUUAUGGUCUUGAGACUAAAACAUUUAACAAUCAUCAGCUUUAAAUUGUUUUUGUAAAAUUGUGCCAGGAUAUCCACUUUGUUUUGUUUAAAAACAUUGCCGUUGUUAAUUAAAACUCUUGUACCAAUCUUUGUUACUAUUA